AUGUUCUCAAAGAAAGAACGCACCCAACCGACGCCCUCCUCAUUAGACCUAUCCUCGCUGCAAUCAUACUCGCCAAAUUGGUCACCUCACCUUCGACUGGCCGUCUGCACCUCGAUCAAGUACGCUGUAAGGAGGCAUGCGGAACGCGCUGUUGCUCUGACCCAGAAUGUAGGUCCGUCGGCUCCAACAACAUCCUCGUUGGGUUCUCCGGUCUAUUCACUCGAACAAGAAUGGUCCGACUACGGCGAAAAAUUCUUGUCAGCAACAUGUCAGCAUCUCGGCAUACAAGAGAACUCAUUGCCACCGAAUCCGAUCAGUCUAGAGGACGUUCUGUCUGCUGCACGAGGCCGGUUGGAACACGCAGAUACUUCCGACCCCAUCUGCAAGCUUGAACCUCAGUACGAGUCGGGCUCAGACCACUCUCGCCGUUUCCCGAACCUCGACCUUCCCAUCAAAGGCAUCGACGAUUCCGAAAAUGCUCAAGGCAACAAAGAGAGAUCACAUGAUAGUGAAGGGCUCUCAUCAUCUGCAACAGCUGAAAGGUCUGCAAGCUUUGAACCUGCCGCAACUCUCGAGAGCCUGCGACUCAGUCCGUCUGCUACCACGGCUUCGCCUGCAUCCGAACACCUGUCAGAUGGCUUCUCCUACGAUCAAGACGCCCAGGAAUUGCCCGACUACUUUCACAGCCAGGCUGACUCGACAGCCAUCUCCAAUGCCGACAACGCGGAGCGCAAUCGCCAACGAAGGGUUCGAACCUGGUCGCAGGAUACGCAGGCCUUGGGCCCACCAAAGCGCAUGCAAGGCGCACUUGAUGCAGAGUCUGGUCAAGAGAUCGAAGUCCCUCAUGAGCUGCUACUUGUCGCUCUCGGUCUAGGACAGUAUCGUGCUCAGGACGGGGCUUCCACCCUCUUUGAGCAAGACAUCCUUUUCGGAGAGACAGGGCUUGACUUGCCUCGCUCCGAGCAACAUAAUGCUGAGGAUGCAAAAGACCCAGAAGGCCCGCCCUUACCUCCACGUCCUCGACAGUCAGGAUCGACUUCUGACAGAGCGCCCUCCAUGGUAGAAGCGGCUUCCGCAGCCAGCUCUGGAAGUAACACGGACGAUUCAAUGACAACUAUGACCGAAGCAGGAAGAAAGAUUGGAGACGUGCCCAAGAAUGCAUUUACGUCACUUAAAGCAGGCACUUUGUCUGGUUGGAGCAAGCUGUCAUCCGCAAGAAAGGAGCUGGUGGACCCGCAGAGUCAAGCGAAGCAUGCUGACAACUCAGCAAAGAAUGACGCCAAGCAGCCAGUCAAACCGAACGAAGUAUGCCACUACGACGCACGUGCACGCUCGCUGAUCUUCGUCGCUGUCUCUGCCAUGGGCAUCUCUGCAAGGCAAGUAUGGAUGGCAGAAAAGGUUAUGGCUCAAACAAUAUUCUUCAUCAUGAGCGAAGGAGACAAAGCUUCGGUCUCCGAGAACGGCAAGAGCAUCGUCGAGCAACUUCCAGCAGGAGCUUCGCUUGAUGCACGUACCGGCUCGAUCACACAAGCUUCACAGCGCUCAGAGUACAUGAACCAGCAUUCAGGAUCGGUUGUUCAGCGCGAACGCGAGAAGGUGACCUGGGGUAAGUGGGCAGCGAUGGGAGGCGGCUUCCUUGCCGGUGGCCUGAUCAUCGGUCUCACAGGAGGAUUGGCAGCUCCACUCAUCGCUCCAGCCCUCGUCGGUCUCACCGGUGCCUCAUUCCUGGCCACGUCCGGAGGUAUCAUCAUGCUGGGAACGCUCUUCGGCCUUGGCGGCGGUGGUCUUGCUGGCUACCGUGUUGAGCGACGCCUGAGAGGGGUGUCCUCAUUCUCCUUCGCAGAGCUGGUCACCGAGGCGCGCAAAGCCGGCGUUGCCAUUCCAAGUCUACAUGCAACCAUCUGCUGCAGCGGUCUGAUCCUCGAAACGGAGCAGCAGAUCAAGCCGUGGAUGCAGAUCUUCGAAGGUGCCAAAGACGGUCGGGAUGCAUUUGCUAUUGAAUGCGAGGCAAACAUGAUGAAGAAAGCAGGCCAGGGGCUUCGCUCAUACAUGCUUGACAACUUGAUUCGGACUGGAGGCACCAAGGCCGCCGAAGAAGUGGUCAAGAAGACCGCACUAGCUGGUAUCGCUGCGAUCACAUUGCCCAUGACCGUCUUCAAUGCAGCUUCAGCCACACUCGAUGGUGUCUUUGUGCGUGCAAAGACCAAGUCGUACAAGGCUGGUCUCAUCCUCGCAGAGACGCUGAGGAAUGAGGUCCAAGGCCAUCGACCCGUUGUGCUCAUCGGAACAUCUUUAGGUGCUGCGACGAUCUUGACUGCGCUCACGGAGCUGGCAAAGGAUCCCGAACGUACCUCACAUCUAGUUGACUCGGUCAUCCUGAUCUCAGCGCCCAUCACACCCUCUCCAUCCACGCUGCGCAAGGUACGAACAAUCGUACAGCGUCGCUUCGUCAACGUCUUUUCUUCCAAAGAUAUGGUCUGCGGUAUCGCCGCCUGGCUGGGCUCCGGCAUUUCCGUAGAGGAGCUAAGGUCAGGCAAACUGCCACGAGUCGCCGGCAGUCGUGCAAUCGACGAUGUACCGGGCAUGGAGAACAUUAACGUGUCUGAUAUCAUUUUUAGCCACUUCGAGUUGCACGAAGUCGAUAAGCUGUCUGCUAUUCUUGCACGCUGCGGAGCGCUGGACGACUGA
This is a messenger RNA of Ustilago hordei, 2688 nucleotides long. RefSeq lists its product as uncharacterized. The transcript has a single exon. NCBI's taxonomy places the organism in Eukaryota, Fungi, Basidiomycota, Ustilaginomycetes, Ustilaginales, Ustilaginaceae. The coding region runs from base 1 to 2688 and encodes 895 amino acids. The record is from RefSeq and is a predicted model, not a curated record.